AUGUACAUCCCACUGCGAUGGUCGGACGGAACCCUGCCCCUCGAUUUGGAACCUUCCUCAGGGCGUCAGCAGUGGACAGACGCCGAGGGUGUCACAGACGAUCAAAUCCCCCAUCGCAACCCGCCGUCAGCUGUCUCCACCUGUGAACUCAGAUCUCCCGUGGCGUUAUCGUCGCCGACAUGCUCUAGGGCCCCCGCCGCCUGCCCGUCGACUCUUGCCUGGUGCACCGUCGCUAUUGCGCGAUUCAAGUCGCAGCCAACGGCCUCUAGUACCAGACUUCUCGAUCUCCCCCCUUACCCGAUUAGCAGGCCUGUGGCUUUUGCGGGUACCGAGAUAGUCGCAGGCGAUCACGAGCAGCCUGAUUACGACCGUUUUUACUAUGAGCUAUUUGCAAUCCCAGGCUAA
Messenger RNA from Bipolaris maydis ATCC 48331, 405 nucleotides. Lineage: Eukaryota; Fungi; Ascomycota; Dothideomycetes; Pleosporales; Pleosporaceae. The record is from RefSeq and is a predicted model, not a curated record.